Aspergillus alliaceus is the source of this 1061-nucleotide messenger RNA. RefSeq lists its product as uncharacterized. Lineage: Eukaryota; Fungi; Ascomycota; Eurotiomycetes; Eurotiales; Aspergillaceae. The record is from RefSeq and is a predicted model, not a curated record. The transcript has 2 exons. Bases 395 to 1000 code for a protein of 201 amino acids.
GAGACCGGAUAAUAUACGAGGCACGAACCAAUCUUGCAUUGUCUUGCCGCUCUGACCUAUCUCAGUUCUAAUUUAGGAAUGCCGGAGGUUCCCUAUCAUCAGUGAGGCGCAUAAAGCUGUAAAUUGAUUUGUCUGUCGCUCCGAUAACUAUUCGAUGUGUAAUCGCCGAUACUAUUAAGCUCUACACUUUAGAGUGCAUUCUGGUAAUCCUAUCUUCUGGAAUCUGUUCUCUCACAUUCUUCGCCGAGCGUCCCUUCCUGGUGAAUUCUGGAUUAAGCGUGUCCUGCAUGAGGUCGAGAUUAUUGGCAAUUGGGCCGCACCACCAGAUUGAAAUAGCAGUUGUAAAGAUUGCAUCCUGUUUUAGUACUGUGUACCGCUAGUGCGACAGCCCCAAAUGCCUAUUUUUCGUCAUUUGAGAUCGCGAUUCUCCUCAUCGUCCACCCCUGCAACUGAAAGCAGGCCUGUGGAUAAUUGUACCUUUCAACCUACCGACGGAGAAUUGGCUUCCAGUCCAGAGACGUGUAGACCACACAUACCCAACGGCGCCCAACCGAAAAAAGAAAUCACAACACAGUUGGAGCCCGUAUUCAGCUCUUCGUCCCAAGAGCCGUCAUACUAUUGGCAAAACAUUGACCCGCCGGCAGAAGUUCAUCGGUUUCAGCGCCGAACAUCCUACACUAAUCGACGACUAUCGAGCCGAUCAUCCAAGUGGAGGCCCAUGUUGCGCCCCAGCAAUACAUCCAUGAAUAAUAGCUCGCUCCCCGGCUACAACGCCGUGAGCGGUGCGGUUAUAGUGGAUUGGAAUGGGCUUCCCUACUUUCUAUCUCCUCAAGAGGAGCAGGAAAGAAAAUCGAAACUGGAGCGUGCCGUUCAAGAAAGAAUGUUGGGGCUUUCUAAAGAGACAGAAUUCGCUUGGUCGCGGCCAUGUCAUGGCACUACGUUGCCACGAUACUCUUCUACAAAGGACACACAGUCAUCACGAGCUUCCUAUAACAAAUGAGACUAUCAGCCAGACGCACGCAAAACAUGGUAUAUGUGCUAUGGCAAUCGGCAGGUCUUUA